Pseudophryne corroboree (corroboree frog) is the source of this 983-nucleotide messenger RNA. Its product is annotated as transcription cofactor vestigial-like protein 4. NCBI's taxonomy places the organism in Eukaryota, Metazoa, Chordata, Amphibia, Anura, Myobatrachidae. The record is from RefSeq and is a predicted model, not a curated record. Gene Ontology annotation, biological process: negative regulation of DNA-templated transcription. Bases 27 to 761 code for a protein of 244 amino acids. The transcript has 5 exons. Gene Ontology annotation, molecular function: transcription coactivator binding.
CAGACUGACUUACAGAGCGAGCAAUUAUGGCAGUGUCCAGCCUACAGUACACUAUGGGGAUAUCCAGUGGUUUCAAAGUAUACAUUCUGGAAGGGCAGCACAGCGCACGGAACGCAGAUAGGCUGCGGCCGCUGACAAACCACGGAAUACCGGUGUACCCCAUUAAGCGCAAACUCAGCCCAGAAACAGUGUCUUCUCCAAAGAGAUGUUGUCCUUCCAGCUUCCAGAGGAGGGAAAAGACCUCCACAUCCCCAAUACACCAGAAGUGUGCCACACGACAGAAGUCCAGCAAUCCUACAGCCUUUGGUCCUCAUAUAACCUUGGAACAUGUUCUGAAGAGGCUGAUGCCUGAACGGAACCCCUUGGAAAGAAACGAGACGCAGCAGAAUGAAGAUCAGCCACUGGCUUUGGUGAAGAGGUUGGAGAAGACCAGCAGACCUCCACCAAUGUCCUCAGCAAUGCUACAACAGAUGAGACCUUCUGUAAUCACCUGCAUCUCCAGGCCUAAGUCAACGACUUCCCCAACUACAGAGACCACCAAUCUUCUGCGGCACUCUGAAGUCCAACGGUCGUCUACAACCUGUUCCGAUGUAGAGGAACAUUUCAAAAGGAGCCUUAAAUCUUACAGCCCCCAGCCAAGCAUCCACUGCCCCCCACCACAGCAGUCUGCCCGCAACUCCGUAGAAGAACAUUUCUCCAAAGCCCUUGGGUCUAGGUGGCUCUUAAUCCGAGCAGCAGCUGAUUCGGCAACCCAACACUAGCUCCGAGACGGAGCCUUGGCGCUGCCAAGAGACUGGAGCCUAUAGACUCUUUCACUCUGUAAUAUAUAUUUAUUGAUAUUUCUUUUUGGAAGCCUGAAGAAUCUGGGUGCAAGCUUACUCUCUGGGGUAGUGGAAGUUAUCUGGUUUACGUAUAAUGUUUGUAUAUUGGAUAAUUGUAUACAGAUACAGAUGUCUUAAUAAAACCGGAUUUUGUUUUACACA